GCUACCACAUAAUAGAAGCGAAGACGAAAAGCUAUUUUGUUUUUCAGAAGAACCUCAGACCCAAUCUAGCCAUGGCAUUGAAUAAUUUGAGGCAGGUUUUGAAUGAUGAAGCUGCGCCGGUGGUGAUAGGUGGAAUGGUUCUUGAUAUAAAUGCUACCCCUUCUGCGGUUGCUAACCCCAGAACCACUACUCCGGGAAAGGUUGUGUAUGCGUUAGGUGGUGUUGCAAGAAAUGUCGCGGAAUGCAUGUCAAAGCUUGGAGCAAAGCCAUUCAUGAUAAGUGCUGUAGGUUUUGACUUGGCAGGAAGCCUGUUGUUGGAACACUGGGAAUCUGACGGAUUAUCAGUAGCAGGCAUUCAGAGAAAGCAAGAUAUUGAGACUGCUGUGAUCUGCCACAUCUUUGAUGGUAAAGGAGAAGUGGCUGCUGGUGUUGCUAGUGUGGAAGCAAUUGAAAAGUUCCUCACUCCAGAGUGGAUUCACAACUUCAAGUUCAACAUCUGUUCUGCUCCGAUAUUGAUGGUUGAUGCAAAUUUAAGUCCUGCUGCUCUUGUAGCAUGUUGUAAAAUGGCAGCCGAAUGUCAGACUUCCGUAUGGUUUGAGCCAGUGUCAGUUACAAAAUCCAAACGCGUUGCUUCCAUAUUGAAAUAUAUAACUUUCACCUCACCAAAUGAAGAUGAGCUUGUAGCUAUGGCAAAUGCACUGUCCUCAGGGGACAAAUUCUUGCCAAUUCAAAGAGAUUGUGGCAGUGUACAGCUUUCUGUGGACUCAUUAUUCCAAGCACUGAAGCCUGCAAUAUGGGUUUUGCUAGAGAAAGGUAUUCGAGUGGUAAUUGUCACCCUUGGAGCAGAUGGGUUGUUCUUAUGCUUCAAACACACACAUGGAGUUGACAAAUGUGACUUAAUUAAAAACAGACGUUCUUCUUUCAGCAGAAAACUGUAUGAGGCAAUAAACGUAAGUUGCCCCCCUGGGAGAAUCUUAGGAGCUCCUAAUCCCAAGGGGGGCUAUUAUGUUGCUAUACAUUUUCCCUCACUCUCUGCCUCAGUAGUAAGGCUUACGGGUGCUGGUGAUUGCUUAGUGGGUGGUGCAGUAGCUUCAAUUUGUGCUGGUUUAGAUAUAAUGCAGAGCCUGGCAGUUGGCAUAGCAUCAGCAAAAGGAGCAGUUGAAACAGAGACCAAUGUCCCUGCAGAAUAUGAAUUAACCAAAAUUUCAGAUGACGCGGGUUCGGUCUAUUCUGGUGCCAAAGUUAUCUUCUGUGGAUCAAAGUUAUAAAUGUGUGGCUACACAGGCUUGAUUUCUACCGUUCAUUGUUCAAUCACAUACACACAGAGAGUAUAGAAUUAAUGUCUGCAGACUGCAAUGCAUUCAUCAGCAGCCAUCAAUUUGUAUUUGGGAUUGUCUUGCUACCCUGAAUGCUUCCGAAGAACGGUUCACUGGCUUCGUAUUACGCCCUCCUAAAGUGAUGGAAGGAAAAAUUGCAUGUGUCAUCAAGAGUGAGGGCCUUCAGGUUAUCAAGGAAACCUACUCAUGCAUGCCAAGAGACAGACGAUGGUGUUCACAUCACACGAUUAUAUCGUGUUAGCCUCUUGUUUUCAGUCUCUGUAAUUUGCACUCUAAUUUCGAUCAACAAUGCUAAGCUUGUAUUUGAAUUC
Messenger RNA from Sesamum indicum (sesame), 1648 nucleotides. RefSeq names its product pfkB-like carbohydrate kinase family protein. The record is from RefSeq and is a predicted model, not a curated record. Gene Ontology annotation, molecular function: hydrolase activity, acting on glycosyl bonds; pseudouridylate synthase activity; kinase activity. Gene Ontology annotation, cellular component: cytoplasm. NCBI's taxonomy places the organism in Eukaryota, Viridiplantae, Streptophyta, Magnoliopsida, Lamiales, Pedaliaceae.